Pseudonaja textilis is the source of this 1486-nucleotide messenger RNA. RefSeq names its product small nuclear ribonucleoprotein polypeptide C (gene SNRPC). Gene Ontology annotation, biological process: spliceosomal snRNP assembly; mRNA 5'-splice site recognition; mRNA splicing, via spliceosome. NCBI's taxonomy places the organism in Eukaryota, Metazoa, Chordata, Lepidosauria, Squamata, Elapidae. Gene Ontology annotation, cellular component: U1 snRNP; nucleus. Gene Ontology annotation, molecular function: zinc ion binding; pre-mRNA 5'-splice site binding. The record is from RefSeq and is a predicted model, not a curated record.
AACGUUUUUGAGGGAGUCGGAACCGCAUCGCCUGGAGUCAACAUGCCGAAGUUUUAUUGUGAUUACUGUGAUACUUAUCUCACCCAUGACUCUCCGUCUGUGAGAAAAACCCAUUGCAGUGGCAGGAAACAUAAAGAGAAUGUAAAAGAUUACUAUCAAAAAUGGAUGGAAGAACAAGCACAGAGCCUGAUAGAUAAAACAACGGCUGCAUUUCAGCAAGGCAAAAUCCCACCUACCCCGUUCUCUGCUCCACCUCCUGGAGGAGCAAUGAUACCACCACCACCUAAUAUCCCUGGUCCUCCACGGCCUGGUAUGAUGCCAGCACCCCAUAUGGGUGGACCACCAAUGAUGCCAAUGAUGGGACCACCACCUCCAGGAAUGAUGCCAGUUGGACCUGCUCCAGGAAUGAGGCCACCUAUGGGAGGACAUAUGCCAAUGAUGCCAGGACCACCAAUGAUGAGACCUCCAUCCAGACCUAUGAUGGUACCAGCCAGACCAGGAAUGGCUCGCCCAGACAGAUAAAGUGGAAUUGGACCUGCUACUCCUUUCUUUUUUCUUUUCUUUUCUUUCUUUCUUUUUGAUGUAUACCUUUCUGAUAAGCUGUGGAAGUUGCAUUGCCCAAAUUAUCAACAUUUUUUUAAAAAUUUAUAAUCUAAAAUUGAGGGAGGGAGAUGGAGCGGGGGGGCGGGGAACCAUAAAAUUUGGACAGAGGUUUUGUAGCAUUUCCCAAAUGAUUUUUCAUGCUUGUUGUUAAAAUAAAAUAUUGAUAUUGGUUUCUCGUAUUUUGUGUGCUGAAACUAGAAUGAUUCCAUUAAAAUAGUUAUAAUUAAUGGUGGCAUGCUUCUUCCCAAAAAUGGCACUGCUCAUGGUGGGUGAUCCUUUCCAUACCUUUCAAACUUGCUUAGGCACUCUAUUAUUAACACUUAAUUCCUAGCUUGCUCUCAUACUUAGUGUGCUUUUACUAGAGCAGGGCUGUCAAAGUCCUGGCCCACAGGCUGGAUAGGUCAUGUGCUGGCCACCCCCACACCCGGGAGAAAAAAGUCCCAAUAUGACGCAUGACACUGCUGUGAUGACAUGAGUUUGACAUACCUGCUCUAAAGUGAUGAGGUCUAGUAUUCUCUUCACCCUAGGCCUAACCACUUUGAUCAUUGUUCUAUAACAAUCUGUUUUGAGGGCUUCCUUCCUUACAGUGUUUAGAAUACCAUUGUGAAACUACCCCUAGUUGUGGGUGGGGUAGGAAAAAAGGAGACUAAAUUAAACUUUCUACUCCUUAGUAGCAGGAUUAUUGUAUUCUGCCAGAGAAUAGUUUGCACAAUUUGAAAUGAGAAUGAUUUUGCAUCUUGAUACUUGUUACAUUGGUGGAAUGACAUAGCAAUGAUAAUCAGUAUUCCAGAUGGUUCUUAGUGGUAAAUAUUUCAGUAACUUAUGCUUUAUUUCUUCAGCUGUACAGAAAAUAUAUGCAUUGUUAAAAUUAAACAUUUUGAAA